Molecule: messenger RNA, 990 nt
Organism: Dibothriocephalus latus
Lineage: Eukaryota; Metazoa; Platyhelminthes; Cestoda; Diphyllobothriidea; Diphyllobothriidae
Source: the annotation of a GenBank genome assembly
AUGGAUUCUCAGCUAAAAAGCAAAGUUGAAGAGUGGUUAAAAUGGGACCGCAACUCCGUGACCCACGAUGAGAUUUCGGCCCUGGCAGCUGGUGACAAUGUCGCACAAUUGUCAAAAUUACUAAAUAAGAGAAUGGAGUUCGGAACUGCCGGGUUGCGCGCGAGGAUGGGUGCCGGAAACUCUCAAAUGAAUGAUCUCACUAUCAUCCAGACAGCUCAGGGCUUGUUGAAGUACAUGAACGAUAAUUAUAUUCACUUGAAACCGAAGGGAAUAAUAGUUGGUUUUGACGGUCGGCACCACAGCAGAGACUGGGCCUCCAUUACUGCCAACAUCUUUGUCCGAUCGGGCUGGAAAGUGUAUCUCUUCCGUGAUUUCAACCCAACGCCAUACCUCGCUUUUGGUGUUCGCCAUUUCCAGACUGCUUGUGGCGUAAUGGUCACAGCAUCUCAUAACCCAAAAGAUGACAAUGGCUAUAAGGUCUACUGGGAGAACGGUGCACAGAUUCUCAGUCCACACGACAAAGGGAUUGCUAAAGCAAUUUCAGAGUCUCUUGUGCCACAAGAGGCAUCUUGGGACUAUCACAAGGUCACAGAGCAUGCCCAGUGCCUAAAUCCGAUGCCGGAGUUGGAAGAAAGUUAUAUAAACAUACAGAAGAGGACUAUCUGCUACACCGAAGCUGAAAACAAGAAAUCUGACGUCACCUUUGUGUACACGGCAAUGCAUGGUGUCGGAGCGCCGGCUGCCCAAAGAAUCUUCAAAGAAUUUGGUUUUCAGCACAUGGUUCCAGUUGUCGAACAGAUUAAACCUGAUCCUGAGUUCUCCACUGUGAAAUUCCCGAACCCCGAGGAGGGCAAAUCAGCAUUACAUUUGGCGAUGGCCACCGCUGAUAAGUGCGGCGCUAAGGUGAUUGUCGCAAACGAUCCCGAUGCCGAUCGUCUGGCUGUAGCCGAGAAACUCCCCACAAGUAGCCAUUUGCUGAUCGUCACCUAG